Messenger RNA from Oncorhynchus keta (chum salmon), 3157 nucleotides. Its product is annotated as histone-lysine N-methyltransferase EZH2-like. NCBI's taxonomy places the organism in Eukaryota, Metazoa, Chordata, Actinopteri, Salmoniformes, Salmonidae. Gene Ontology annotation, biological process: chromatin remodeling. The record is from RefSeq and is a predicted model, not a curated record. Bases 488 to 2866 code for a protein of 792 amino acids. Gene Ontology annotation, molecular function: histone H3K27 methyltransferase activity; protein binding. The transcript is spliced from 20 exons.
AAUUAUGGACCGGAGGAUGUUUUGACCAGUCUCGCUCUCAGCGGUCAGUGCAGAUAGAGGAACGGGGAUGAAGAGAGGAAGUGAAUUCCGACUGUUGCGACUACACUCUACCAUUGCAAGGUUUACAGGCCGUGGGGAUGAGGAGAGGAAGUGAAUUCAGACUGUUGCGACUACACUCUACCAUUGCAAGGUUUACAGGCCGUGGGGAUGAGGAGAGGAAGUGAAUUCAGACUGUUGCCACUACACUCUACCAUUGCAAGGUUUACAGGCCGUGGGGAUGAGGAGAGGAAGUGAAUUCAGACUGUUGCGACUACACUCUACCAUUGCAAGGUUUACAGGCCGUGGGGAUGAGGAGAGGAAGUGAAUUCAGACUGUUGCGACUACACUCUACCAUUGCAAGGUUUACAGGCCGUGGGGAUGAGGAGAGGAAGUGAAUUCAGACUGUUGCGACUACACUCUACCAUUGCAAGGUUUACAGGCCGUGGGGAUGAGGAGAGGAAGUGAAUUCAGACUGUUGCCACUACACUCUACCAUUGCAAGGUUGACCAUGGUGCUGACAGGGAAGCGGUCUGUGAAGGGACCAGUGGGUUGGGGGAGGAGGGUGAAGUGUGAGUACAUGAGGCUACGCUUCAGACGGGCCGACGAGGUCAAGAGUAUGUUUAACUCUAACCGUCAGAGGAUCCUGGAGCGGACAGACAUCCUGAACGCUGAGUGGAAGUCCAGGAGGAUCCAGCCCCUUCACAUCAUGACAUCUGUUAGCUCCUUACGAGGGACCAGAGAGUGCACGGUGGACAGUGGUUUCUCUGAGUUCUCCAAACAGGUGAUCCCUCUGAAGACGCUCAACGCUGUGACCUCUGUACCUGUCAUGUACUCCUGGUCCCCGCUACAGCAGAACUUCAUGGUAGAAGAUGAGACGGUUCUCCACAACAUCCCCUACAUGGGAGACGAGAUUCUGGACCAAGACGGAACCUUCAUAGAGGAGCUCAUCAAGAACUACGACGGCAAAGUUCACGGAGACAGGGAGUGUGGCUUCAUUAACGAUGAGAUCUUUGUGGAGCUGGUGGGGGCCCUGACCCAGUACAGUGACAACGAGGAGGAUUUUAAUGAAGACGAGCAAGAGUUGAAGAUGGAGCUGUGUGAGGGGAAGGACCACAUGGUUGAGGAUCCCCACCAGGAAUCCCUGAUCAACACUGAAAGCCAAGGCAGCAGUGACAGUUCCAAGAAGAUUCCGUCUGAUAAGAUCUUUGAGGCCAUUUCCUCCAUGUUCCCUGAUAAGGGCUCCGCAGAGGAACUCAAAGAGAAGUACAAGGAGCUGACAGAGCCCCAGUUGCCGGGUGCAUUGCCUCCAGAGUGUACUCCUAACAUGGACGGUCCUAACGCUCGCUCCGUUCAGAGAGAACACAGUCUACACUCCUUCCACACACUGUUCUGCCGACGCUGCUUCAAAUACGACUGCUUCCUGCACCGUGAGUCCUUCCAUGCCACUCCUAACACCUAUAAGCGUAAAAACAUGGAGAAUCUGGUGGACAGUAAACCCUGUGGUGACGAGUGCUAUAUGUACCUGGUGCAGGAUGGUUUGAUGAGGGAGUACCCUGACGGCAUGGCAAACGAGAGGUCCAAGACUCCUUCCAAACGCCCCAUGAUCCGUCACCGGGGACGACCGAGCGGCAACAGUCGGCCCAGCACACCAACAGUCUCCACGGAUACCAAAGACACGGACAGCGAGCAGGAGGGGAAAUACGACGAUGAUGAUGAUGAUAAGAAGGACACCAUCAGCAGCUCAGGUACGCACCACCACCCACACACACACACGCCAACACACACCAACCAUUACUUUGUGUGUGUUCUAGAGGGUAUCUCACAGUGCCAGACUCCAGUGAAGUUGAAGCUGACGUGUGAUCUUCAGAUAGUUGAUUGGAGCGCUGCCGAGGUUUCACUCUUUAGGGUUCUCAUCGGAACCUACUAUGAUAACUACUGCCCUAUAGCACGACUCCUAGGAACCAAGACCUGCAGACAGGUGUACGAGUUCCGUGUAAAGGAGUCUAGUAUCAUCUCUCGCACCCCGGCCGAGAACGAAGAAACGCCCCCUCGCAAGAAGAAACGGAAACACCACAGGUUAUGGGCCACUUACUGCAGGAAGAUCCAGCUGAAGAAAGAUGGCUCGUCCAACCACGUGUAUAACUACCAGCCAUGUGACCACCCCCGCCAGCCCUGUGACUCCUCCUGCCCCUGCGUCACCGCUCAGAACUUCUGUGAGAAAUUCUGCCAGUGCAGCUCAGAGUGUCAGAACCGUUUCCCAGGAUGCAGGUGUAAGGCCCAGUGCAACACCAAGCAGUGUCCGUGUUACCUGGCGGUCAGGGAGUGUGACCCUGACCUGUGUCUGACCUGCGGAGCCGCUGAACACUGGGACAGCAAGAACGUCUCCUGUAAAAACUGCUCCAUACAGAGGGGGGCCAAGAAGCACCUACUCUUAGCGCCGUCUGACAUCGCAGGCUGGGGCAUCUUCAUCAAAGAGCCAGUUCAGAAGAAUGAGUUCAUCUCUGAGUACUGUGGAGAGAUAAUCUCCCAAGAUGAGGCUGAUCGCAGAGGGAAGGUCUAUGACAAAUACAUGUGUAGCUUCUUGUUCAACCUCAACAAUGACUUUGUAGUGGAUGCUACUAGGAAGGGAAACAAGGUUCGUUUCGCCAACCAUUCCGUCCAUCCCAACUGCUAUGCAAAAGUGAUGAUGGUGAAUGGGGACCACAGGAUAGGGAUCUUCGCUAAGAGAAGCAUCCAGACUGGAGAGGAGCUCUUCUUUGACUACAGGUACAGUCAGGCUGAUUCUCUGAAGUACGUCGGCAUCGAGCGGGAGUCAGAGAUACCAUGAUCCUCUCUUCUACCUCUGGAUCAACACACACACACACACACACACACACACACACACACACACACACACACACUUCAGGAAACGCAAACGACUCUUUGUCGGAAUCGUGGGAUGCUUCAAGAAUUCUGGAAAGUCUCUCUUUCUCACUUUGAAUAAUUUUUCUCCCAACAAAUCUUCCAGUUCUCUGGGAUUUGUGAGCCUCUUGGUAACUAUGGUCACUAGAACGUCCUUCCUGUUUACAGCUAACAAACAUUAACAGGUGUUAAUAAAUCCACUGACUGGUUCUCUUUA